Messenger RNA from Spirodela intermedia, 2212 nucleotides. The record is from the annotation of a GenBank genome assembly. NCBI's taxonomy places the organism in Eukaryota, Viridiplantae, Streptophyta, Magnoliopsida, Alismatales, Araceae.
AUGGGGGAGUUCGACGGAGCGCUCUCGCAGCCGUCGGCCGCCGUCUCCUCCAAGAAGAAACAGCUCCUGUCCGCCGCCAUGAAGAGGACCAGCGAAUGGUCCGUCCUCCGCCCUAGAAUUACUCCCUCCGCCAGUGAGGAUCAUGUUGUUUUCGUCGUUGUUCUUCAUCUUCUUCUGAUCUGAACUCCGAUUGUGUUUGUUGCAGGAUCUUCUCCCAGGAGAUCCCCAGCGAUAUCACGGUUCGUGCCGGCGGAGCCACCUUCUCUCUGCACAAGGUGAUGAUUGGAAACAAACAAACAGAUCGUGAUCCGGUUUGAGCGGAUGUACCGAUGGACUUCUCCUCUUCUUCCCGAACGGAUUUGAUCUUUACUGGAUCGAUCGAUCGCGAGAAGUUUUCUCUGUUCUGAAGAUCGCACGGAAACGAAUCGUGAAUUCGAUUUCUGUGGACGAAACGAUGCGUUAGGGUUUUGAAAUCAAUCCUGAAUUCUGAUUUCUGCAGUUCCCGCUGGUCUCCAAAUGCGGGCUGAUUAGGAAGAUGGUCUCGGAGGCUAACGAUGCGGACCUCUCCCUCCUCGACCUUCCCGACGUCCCCGGCGGCGCCGAGGCCUUCGAACUUGUGGCGAAGUUCUGCUAUGGCAUCAACUUCGAGGUCACCAUUGAGAGCAUCGCCAUGCUCCGCUGCGCGGCGGAGCACCUGGAGAUGACGGAGGACUACGCCGCCGGCAACCUGGUCAGCAGGGCGGAGGACUACCUCAACGAGGCGGCGCUGACCAGCCUGCCCAGCGCCGUCGAGGUGCUCCGCCAUGCGCAGGGUCUCCUUCCGGCGGCGGAGAAGGUGAACCUCGUCGGCAGGUGCGUGGACGCGGUGGCGCUCCUGGCCAGCGAGGAGGGGGAGUUCGAGCAUGUCGCGAGCUCACCGGCGGCGGCGCCGCCGCCCAGUGGGGUGGUGGACUGGUGGGCGGAGGAGCUGACGGUGCUCAGAGUGGACAUCUUCAAGAGGGUUGUCAUGGCGAUCAAACGCAGAGGCUCUGAAAAGUACGCCGUCGGGCCUCUGCUCAUGCUCUACGCUCAGAAGUCCCUGCGAGGUCUGGUAAGCCAUCGUCUGCCCUAUUUUCUAUAUUACAACAGGGAACGACCUCAAAUGAAUCUCCCGUCCCGUCCCCAGGACAUAUUCGGAAUGGGGAAGAAGAAGAUCGAGCCCAAGAAGGAGCACGAGAAGAGGGUGAUCCUGGAGACCAUAGUCAGCCUCCUGCCGAGGGAGAGGAACGCCAUGUCCGUGAGCUUCCUGGCCACGCUGCUUCGAGCGGCGAUCUACCUGGAGACGACGGUGGCCUGCAGGCUCGACCUCGAGAGGAGGAUCUCCUCGCAGCUCGAGCAGGCCGUCCUCGACGACCUCCUCAUCCCCUCCUUCUCCUUCGCCGGCGACGCCGCCUUCGACGUCGACACCGUGCAGAGGAUCCUCGUCAACUACCUGGAAGCCGACGCCGCCGGCGACGACGACGACGACGGCGGCGCCGCCGCCGCCGCCUCCCAGAUCGGCGGCCUCAUGGAGGCCUACCUUGCAGAGGUGGCCGCCGACGGCAACCUGAGCGUCCCCAGGUUCAUCAGCUUUGCAGAGCUCAUCCCGGAGGCGGCGAGGGCCACCGAGGACGGCAUGUACAGAGCCAUCGACAUCUUCCUCAAGGCCCACCCCGCCAUGACCGACGCAGAGAGGAAGAAGGUCUGCGGGGUGAUGGACUGCCAGAAGCUCUCCCGCGAGGCCUGCGCCCACGCCGCACAGAACAGCCGCCUCCCCGUCCAGAUCGUCGUCCAGGUCCUCUACUACGAGCAGCAGCGCCUCCGGGAGGGCGGCGGCACCGCCACCGGCGGAAACUCCCCGGCGCUGCCGUCCUCCCUCCGGGCGGCGGCACCCGACGAGCUUUCCCGCCUCCGCCGGGAGAACGAGGGCCUCAAGCUCGAGGUCGUCAAGCUAAAGAUGCAGCUCCGGGAGGCCCAGAAGCCAGCUCCGGCGGCGGCGGCGCCGCCACCGCCGCCGCAACCGCCCUCCAUUCCCUCCGCCGGGAAGCCGCCACUACCGAAGAAGUCGAUCGUCAACUCAGUCUCCAAGAAGCUGGGGAAGCUGAACCCCUUCGUCCGCCCCGAGUGGGUGCGCCUGUCGCCGGGGAGGACGAGGACGAAGCCGCCGAAAGAUCGCCGCCACUCCGUCUCCUGA